AUGAACACGAUCUACGUGAACCAUAUAAACGAAAAGAUCGCUAAAAACAAGCUCGAACGCGUCCUUCGACGUCUCUUUGGCCGCUACGGCAACAUUGUGCUGGUCACUGUGCAUCGAAACCUCAAAAUGAAGGGCCAGGCGUUUGUCACAUUUGAAGAUGCAAAGAGCUCCGAAAAAGCCAUGACAAAGCUCCAAAAUUACCCACUUUUCCGUAAACCUAUAAGCAUAGUAUGGGCUAAGACAGAGCUGGAUGGCAUUUUGUUAAAGCAGGGCAAAGAGGACGUUGUCGAGGAGAGAAAGAAGAAAAAGGCCGAGAAGAAAGAAACAGUGGAGAAAAAAUCGUCCACUUCAAAACUCACAAAAUCACAAAUCAAAUACUGGCGGUCUUUGCCAGCGCACCGGGUGCUUCUAUUGCAAAAUAUCGACAAGGAGCUUUUCGACGAUUUGGAGUCGAAGUUCUCUGGCUUCUCAGGGUAUGAGAAUGUCCGUGCAAUUCCCUCCAGAAACCUUGCAUUUAUCGAUUUUGAAAGUGAAGAGGCAGCAACAGCUUGUAUAUCGUCGCUUGAAACCUCCAGCUUGGGCACCGAUGUGCUCCUAACAUAUGCUAAAAAGUGA
This is a messenger RNA of Candidozyma duobushaemuli, 615 nucleotides long. RefSeq lists its product as uncharacterized. Gene Ontology annotation, cellular component: ribonucleoprotein complex. Gene Ontology annotation, molecular function: RNA binding. Bases 1 to 615 code for a protein of 204 amino acids. Lineage: Eukaryota; Fungi; Ascomycota; Pichiomycetes; Serinales; Metschnikowiaceae. The transcript has a single exon. The record is from RefSeq and is a predicted model, not a curated record.